AUGUUGUCCAUGCUUCUGCAUCUACACAAUGGCUGGCAGGUAGACCAGGCAAUCCAUUCAGAGGAGGACUGUGUGGUCGUCAUUCACUUCGGACACGACCGGGACCCCACUUGUAUGAAGAUAGAUGAAGUUCUGUACAGCAUCGACGAAACGAAAUGGAAGAUAGUGAGAGAUCUUCCUCAUCUUGUAUGAGUUCCGUUUGGAUAACCCAGGUGUCUUAAAGCAAACGGUGCUGGUGUCGCUUGUGCUCUGUGGCAUCCUCUCUGAUUCUCCCGAGUCUGAUAGGCUUUUCUGCCGCCAAUAUGAACAUCUGCUGGGCUCGGCCAUAUGACCUGAUAAACAUACAACACUGCAACCUGCUCUGCCUGCCCGAGAACUACCAGAUGAAGUACUACUAUCAUGGCCUCUCAUGGCCCAGCUCUCCUACAUUGCUGAGGAUGAGGUUGGGAAGAUUGUGGG
Messenger RNA from Rattus rattus (black rat), 459 nucleotides. RefSeq names its product thioredoxin-like protein 4A. The coding region runs from base 1 to 192 and encodes 63 amino acids. Gene Ontology annotation, biological process: mRNA splicing, via spliceosome. The record is from RefSeq and is a predicted model, not a curated record. The transcript has a single exon. NCBI's taxonomy places the organism in Eukaryota, Metazoa, Chordata, Mammalia, Rodentia, Muridae. Gene Ontology annotation, cellular component: U5 snRNP; spliceosomal complex; U4/U6 x U5 tri-snRNP complex.